AUGACGAGUGGCUUGGCAGCGAUUGGCGUGCAGCUGGCGACGUACGUACAGCAGCUCCAGGAGCUCCAGGACAAGAACCAGAACAAGCAUCGGUUCCGGCCCACGUUUUGGCUGCAGCAGACGGACUUUGAUGUUGCGCGGGAGGUUUUUGUCACGGCUGCUGCCACAAUUGGACAGACUGUGACCAAGUUCUCGAUCGUGUACAGUAGACCACCAAGUGAGGAGGAAGGCGUUAGUAUCUGCGAAGCACUGGCCAAGCCAUGUGAACAGCUACUGUCCGCUACGACAGUUGCUCUCUUUUGUGGAGCUGGACCGUCGCUUGCAACGGAAGUGAUUCAUGCUACAAUUCGGCUGAUCAAGAGUGUGCACGAUCUUGUACAAAGCAUUGAGAAAGGAUCUCUCGACCGUGUGCCGCAGCUCACGGGUCGGGUGUGGGAGUACUCUUCGCUGAGUGUGUCCAAGUCUAAUUGCGUAGCGACAAAACGCAGUAUGUUGCAGUGUAUUGCGAUGCUGAACUCGACCGUGGAUGAGCUCAAGGAAUUUCUUGUUGAGCAAGACGAAGGUGAUAGCCAAGCUGCACCAUUAGACGACGUGGAGGAAGACGACGAAUUUGCGUUCGACUCGAGCUUGAUGGAUGAUGAGCGGGCGUUGUUCAAGAGUAGCCUCAAGCUGCUGUCGAUGUGCGCUGCCAUUAUGAAACGGGGUGUGCUGACGAUCCGAAAGUUGACGAUACCGAGUGGCCAGGACGAUUUGCUUAAAUGGACAGCCAGGCUGGACGUGAGUUACACGUCAGCACAGGAUGCGAUCGUGGACUUUGGUGCAGCGCUGUACCCGCCUAUUGGAACGGAUGAACUAGCAGAGGCUGUGAGUAAGCUGGAGACUGCUGCAACAGCCAUUUUGGCGUGCUUGAAGGAGAUGCCGGAGUUGACAAGUACGGAAGAAGAUGCUUUGUCAGUCGGCGAGGCUGCUUUCGCGACGCAGAUAGCCACUGUGAAGCGCCAAAUAGAGACCUCUCAGUAA
This is a messenger RNA of Peronospora matthiolae, 1020 nucleotides long. NCBI's taxonomy places the organism in Eukaryota, Oomycota, Peronosporomycetes, Peronosporales, Peronosporaceae. The record is from the annotation of a GenBank genome assembly.